This is a messenger RNA of Corythoichthys intestinalis (scribbled pipefish), 2231 nucleotides long. RefSeq names its product FAM20A golgi associated secretory pathway pseudokinase (gene fam20a). NCBI's taxonomy places the organism in Eukaryota, Metazoa, Chordata, Actinopteri, Syngnathiformes, Syngnathidae. Gene Ontology annotation, molecular function: protein serine/threonine kinase activator activity. The record is from RefSeq and is a predicted model, not a curated record. The transcript is spliced from 11 exons. Bases 153 to 1736 code for a protein of 527 amino acids. Gene Ontology annotation, biological process: enamel mineralization. Gene Ontology annotation, cellular component: Golgi apparatus.
CACAGUGCAGCACUUCUCAGGACGCAGCCCAACUGUCAGCAACUCUUGCUGACACACUCACUCAGUUCUUCUGAGUAGCCAUGCGGUAAUGCCUCGCUUACCCCAGGGAAACCCCCUCUAGUCAACUUAUUUUUCCUGCUUUCUCUUCAAUAAUGAGAAAAGACCGAUUCCUCUUGGCCGUAACCAUCAUCGCCAUCUUCUCCGCUGACCUCUACUUUAUCCUCCUGCCAAAACUGCGGAGCGCAGGAGAAAGAUCGGGACACUUCUGCACGUGCCGCCAGAACAACUUCAGCCAUUCUGAUCAGUUCUCCAACUGGACUUCUUUACUGCUUCAGGAUGUGGAGCCUUCUGGAUUUAACGAUGGGGGCUCCAAGCUGAACAGGCUGUUCACCCAUCCUUUAUAUAAUAUUCAUUCCCCAACAUUGGUACCAGAGGAGAGGCUGCUACAGGUGGACCAGUUGAUGGACUACAACAGGAAGAAGGUGUCACGAUGGGAAAGACACAUGAAGUUAUACAACGAAGCAGUGGCCGCCUCCAACAUCACAGUGACUGACCACAAAAUGGCCUUCGACGCUGACGCCAACUGGCUCAAAUUCCACAUGGGAAUAAGUCGCUACGCUCUAUACUCCCGCCGUGACCCGGCUAUUGCACAGCUGCUCCUGGACAUGCGCGACAUGACUGUGGUCAACGCAGAUUACACUCAAGAUGAGAAGGCUUUGAAAGGAGCAUGUGACUGCAGCCAAGUGGUGAAGCCCAGCGGACACCACCUGAAACUGGCACUGAAAUUGCAGAAUUUUGGCAAGGCCAUGUUCAAGCCAAUGAGGCAGCGGAGGGACGAGGAAACUCCAGAAGAUUUCUUCUACUUCGUCGAUGUCCAGAGACACAAUGCAGAGAUUGCUGCUUUUCACUUGGACAGGAUCUUGGACUUCCGCCGAGUUCCACCGGUUGUUGGCAGGUUUCUCAACCUGACUGGUGAAGUGCUCCAAGUUACCCGAAAUGACGACCUACGGGCUGUUUUCUUCACCUCACCUGCUAACAACACUUGUUUUUUCGCCAAGUGCCUUUAUAUGUGUAAGACAGAAUACGCCGUGUGCGGGAACCCUGAUCUACUUGAGGGUUCCCUCUCAGCCUACCUGCCCGGCCUCAGCAUCGCCCCCCGCAUCUCCAUCCCCAACCCUUGGACCCGCUCGUACACCUUCACUGGAAAGCAAGAGUGGCAGGUGAAUCCAUCCUACUGUGACACUGUGAAGAAGCUUUAUCCUUACAAUUCCGGCAACCGGCUCCUCAACAUCAUUGACAUGUCUAUAUUUGACUUUCUUAUGGGCAACAUGGACCGACAUCACUAUGAGAUUUUCACCAAAUUUGGCGAUGAAGGAUUUCUUCUCCACUUGGACAAUGCCAGAGGAUUUGGGAAGCACAGCCAAGAUGAGAUGUCUAUUCUUGCACCAUUAUCUCAGUGUUGCAUGAUAAAGCGCUCCACCCUUCUGAGACUCCAGCUGUUGGCCCAACCAGAGUUUAGACUGAGUGACGUGAUGAGGGAGUCUCUGCUGAAAGACACCCUUCAGCCUAUUCUAACAGAAGCACACCUCGCCGCCCUGGACCGUAGGCUCCUCAAGAUCCUACGAGUUGUCCAGCGCUGUACGCGCAAGCUGGGCGACAACCGAGUUAUCACUAACGACUUUAUUAGGGCCCCUUUGAACCCUUGGACAAGCGCAGAGAGCAAAAAGGCCAGGUAGCAGCAGAGGAUGAACGUCUACUCUGCUUAAGACUUCAUGAUGAAGUGCAGUCGUUUCGAUUUUAAUGGAACAAGGCAGAAAUCAAUGCUGUGAAUCUCAAGCUGUGCAAAUAAGUGGAAUCUGAUCUGAUUGGAGAGGUUCCAUAUGUAGUAAUAUGCAUUGAUCAGUGUAUUUGUGACAAGCCUAUUGUUACACAUGGGCACAUUCAGUACUUAAAAGAAUGUUAAUUGUCUGCCAUUGACGGCAAUAGACGUCCAAUCCAUUUGUUGCUGUCAAUGGCAACAAAUGAGAUAAAAGAACCAAUAGACUGCUGCCAUGCUCAUAAGUAUAUCAUUUGAGGAUGAAAGUGAUGCACUGGAAUGAAUGUGCAUUUUUGCUCGUGAAUGUUGGAAUAAAUAAAAGUCUAAUGUUAAUUUUUUUUUGUGGUUUAAGACUGGCUUUAAAGAGUGGAUUUUAAUGUUAAAUAACAAUAAAAUGUUUUUUUGUUUGAGUGGA